UGAGUCCCGGUCGCGCGACCGGAAGCAGAGCGGAAGCCGGAAAUUGCUGGGGGGGCGGGCCUCCCAGCCGAGCGACCAGGGCGAUCACUCCGGGUUCCCGCAGUCCCCCGAGGCAGGAGGCAGCCCCGGGGGCGCGGGGUGAAGCAGGGCUCUGUAUGGAUUUUAUAUUGGAAGACAUGGAUCUUGCUGCCAAUGAGCUCAGCAUCUAUGAUAAACUUUCAGAGACCAUCGAUUUAGUGAGGCAGACAGGACAUCAAUGUGGGAUGUCAGAGAAGGCGAUUGAAAAGUUUAUCAAACAGCUGUUAGAGAAGAAUGAACCUCAGAGGGGUCCACCCCGACAUCCUCUGCUCAUGGUUGCAUAUAAGGUCCUGAUCACCCUGGGGUUAACACUGCUCACUGCCUACUUUGUGAUUCAGCCCUAUAGUCCUUUGCCACCUGAACCAGUGCUCUCUGGGGCUCACACCUGGCGCUCUCUGAUCCAUCAUAUCAGGCUGUUGUCCCUGCCCAUUGCCAAGAAGUAUAUGCUUGAAAAUAAGGAAUUUGUUCCGCUGUCAAAUUAUGAACCCCAAAAUGAUGAUGCAUACCCAGAUUGCGAUGACUGGUGGAAAACAGACUGCAACCCGAACAAUUCUACCAUCCCUGCUAACUGUACUGGCUGUGCAUUGAUUACAGGCCUCCAGGUGGUACAAACCAUGUCACAGUUACCCCCCAAAUUUGAGAAACUCCAGCCUCUACUGAUCAAGACUGGACAGUCUCUAUCUUCCAAGGACCUUCAGCUUUUUCAGUGCCAGUACCCAGAGUUGACAGAAGGGAUCUCUGAAGGAUUAUUAGCCCGGUGGUGGAAUUGUUUUCCUCAUCAGCGGUUCCCUUUUAGUUUCCCAUGGAGCAGACCUCUGAAUAGAUCAAACAUUCUACAUCAGCUUUUCCCUGUGUUCGAUACCUUGCCAUUUCCUAAAGAUGUCUCCUUGAAAAGCUGCUUUGUUGCCCAUCAACCACCUGUACUGGGGAGUAAGAUGCGUGCAGUGCACGACCUAUUUGUCAUCGGCAGUGGCGAGGGCAUCAUGUACCUCACGCCUCCUACUGAGUGCCGAAAACAUUGCAAUACUGUGGUGAUGCAGCUGGAGCCAGGGGACGUUGGCUAUGCCAGUGUGGAUCAUUGGAAGAUAAGCGUUGGCCCAAGAGGAACAGAGCCCUUGGUGAUUUGCGACGGAACUACCAACUCAGAAAUGUAGAGGACCAGGAUUCUGUCCCAAGAGAACCUGGUAGAGCAAAAGAGAAGAUCAGGUUGAUUGGGUGGGUGGGGCGGGAAAUAAAAAAAGACCGAAACAACAAAAUUUCUUUUCAGGGGUUGGUUACUUAGUUGUUUCCCCUUUGCAUGUGUGAUUCUGUGAUUCAGGUAGUAUAUGUGCUCAGUGUAACCUUCCCUGUGUUAUGAUAUAGUCAUGCUCACAUAUUCUCCAGAUAGACUGUGA
Gracilinanus agilis (Agile Gracile Mouse Opossum) is the source of this 1472-nucleotide messenger RNA. It is a transcript of the gene C4H6orf89, whose product is annotated as chromosome 4 C6orf89 homolog. Lineage: Eukaryota; Metazoa; Chordata; Mammalia; Didelphimorphia; Didelphidae. The transcript has 8 exons. The record is from RefSeq and is a predicted model, not a curated record. Gene Ontology annotation, cellular component: Golgi membrane; nucleolus. Bases 156 to 1232 code for a protein of 358 amino acids.